GAUUGAGUUGUUGAGGGUUCUACGCAAGAGGAAGUAGGCGUAGAGUGUGUGGCUUGCGCGUACUGUGGUCUGUCAUACAGAGUGGAGCUUAUAUGUUUUACGUUCGGCUGUGAAUUACUGAGAAGUCAUUAGCGGUUGGGGACUAUGGCGCUGGUCUAUGAAAACUUGAAGCUACACACAACAUCAGAGAAGUUUUUUGUGGAAGCCUGUGAUGAGGGGGUUGAUGAUGUUCUUGCCAUUGACAGAAUGUCUACAGAAGUUGCUAUUACAGCAAAAAAGGACAUCCCACCUUCAGCUAUUACAAGACCUAUAUGUGGGAUCUUGGGUACAGUAAGAUUAGUUGCAGGAAUGUAUCUGAUUGUUAUCACCCGUAAGAAGAAAGUGGGUGAACUUCUUAACCAUUCCAUUUGGAAGGCAACAGAUUUUGAUAUAAUAUCCUAUAAAAAGACCAUUUUACAUUUAAAUGAUACUCAGUUACAGGAUAAUAAAACAUUCCUUUCCAUGAUCAACCAUGUUCUUGGUAUUGAUGGAUUUUACUUCUCAACCUCUUAUGAUCUUACCCAUACUUUGCAAAGAUUGUCUAAUACAAGUCCAGAAUUUCAAGAAAUGAGCUUACUGGAAAGGGCAGAUCAGAGAUUUGUUUGGAAUGGCCAUUUACUACGAGAAUUUUCUGCGCAACCAGAGAUUCAUAAAUUUGCAGUUCCAGUAAUUCAUGGGUUCAUUAUUAUACAUUCCUGUUCUGUAAAUGGAAAAUAUUUUGAUUGGAUUCUCAUCUCUAGAAGAAGUUGUUUUCGGGCCGGAGUAAGAUACUAUGUAAGAGGUAUUGAUUCUGAAGGACAUGCAGCAAAUUUUGUUGAAACAGAGCAAAUUGUUUACUGUAAUGGAGGAAAAGCUUCAUUUGUUCAAACUCGUGGAUCAAUUCCAUUUUUCUGGUCACAGAGACCAAACUUGAAAUACAAACCAAAGCCUCAGAUCAACAGUGCUCUAAACCAUAUGGAUGGAUUUCAGCGACAUUUUGACUCGCAGAUAAUUAGCUACGGAAAGCAAGUAAUAAUUAACUUGGUUAACCAAAAAGGUUCAGAAAAACCUCUUGAACAAACCUUUUCACACAUGGUAGAUGGCCUUGGAAAUGGAAUGGUCAGAUAUUUUGCUUUUGACUUCCACAAAGAAUGCAGCCGAAUGCGCUGGGACCGGUUACAGAUUUUGGUGGAUCAAGUGGCUGAAAUUCAAGAUGAAUUUGGCUAUUUCUUGGUGGACUCGGAAGGGAAAGUGUUAAUGACUCAAGAAGGAAUAUUUCGAAGUAACUGUAUGGAUUGUUUGGACCGCACAAAUGUUAUUCAGAGUUUACUGGCACAUCGCUCCCUUCAGGCCCAGUUACAGAGACUUGGAGUCCUCCAUAUUGGGCAGAGAAUUGAAGAACAAGUACAGUUUGAAAAGAUUUAUAAAAAUGCUUGGGCUGAUAAUGCGAAUGCUUGUGCAAAGCAAUAUGCAGGAACAGGAGCUUUGAAAACAGACUUUACAAGAACUGGCAAACGAACACAGUGGGGACUAAUAAUGGAUGGCUGGAAUUCUCUUAUACGAUAUUACAAGAACAACUUUUCUGAUGGAUUUAGACAGGAUUCAAUUGAUCUGUUUCUUGGAAAUUAUUCAGUUGAAGAAGUCUACUCUACAAGUCCUUUACAAAUUCCAAAAGACUGGAAAUUUUUAGCCUUGCCAAUCAUUAUGGUGGUUGCAUUUUCGAUGUGCAUUAUCUGUCUACUCAUGGCUGGUGACACGUGGACUGAGACUUUGGCCUAUGUCCUGUUCUGGGGUACUGCUAGCAUUGGAACAGCCACUAUUAUCCUCUACAAUGGCAAAGAUUUUGUUGAUGCUCCAAAAUUAGUGCAAAAGGAGAAGAUGGACUGAAUUCGUAAUUGUUAAAAGCAUCUUGGCAGUAAUUGUUCCACAAGCCAUAUCUGGAGUCUAUACUAAUCUGUUUUCAAUCACAUGGUUGAUCUUAUUAAUGUUUACAUUGAUUCAAGACUAUCAUAAGUAAUUAAUUUGCAUGCAGUGGUAUUAUACUAUGGGACAUAUGGAGCUCAUUAGAUAAACAUAUACAAGGAGACAUCUUAUUUAUUUUUUUUAUUCUAGGAUGAAUAUACAAACGGAGAGGACCAGUGCAGGAAAGUGUGGAGCACUAAGAGUCUAGUGGUAGUCUAGUGAAAUGCUCCCUGCCUUCCUGCUCACUGUCGCCUUCCCUUUGGAUAUACAUCUUUGAAUAUAAAAAAAUAAGUAGGUAUCUGUGAGUGAGGGCUCAGUCAUUUCAUUCUUUUAUCUGCUUGUAUUCAUAUUACCUGGACUGGUAUACGUGUAGCACCACCCACUAUCGGAGAGUAUUUUCUACAUUACUACUGAUCCGUUCCAUCUUGUUUGUCUGCAUGGGCAAACAAUGCUGGGAAUCCAUACCCAUAUAUGUCUUAAAGGAAACCUGUCAGGCCCUUGAACCCUAUUAGACCUCCCCAGUACCACAGUAUUUGAUUGCUGUGUCCAUACCUUUUUUUUGAUGGUUAUUCAGUGGUCCCAAUACCAUUAAGGUACUCAUAGGAGCUGCAGUUACAUCUAAUUAUACUGCUCCUGCCCUCCCUACAGGUCCUCAGAAUUGAUUAACAUCCUGUGUUCUUAGCUUAACAUAAAGUGCCUGUCACUCAGGAUGUCAAUUAAGCCUAAGUGACUGAGAGAAGGGCAGUGGCAGCAUGACCACAUGUCUCUGCAUCUCCGCUCCCGGCGUGAUUAGGAGUGCCAGGACCACCAAAUAAAGCUGAUUUAUAUGACAGUGUAGCAAAGGAGAAAAAAUAUGGGCACAGGUAGUGGGGGAGACUAAUAGGGACUAAGGGAUCUGACAAUUUUGAAAUUGUGUUCCAUUCAUAUAACAGUUUCUAAAUCACACAGUUCUCUUAUUGUUUUUUCAUACUUAAUAAGUUUGAAAUAUUUCAGAAGUAUUUGCUGCUAAGAGCUGCAGACAUUGUUGAAUAGCUGUUAAGGGUAUAAAAACAAACUGUACCCUUCCUGGACGGAGAGUGGUUGCAGAGCUUAUAAUAUUGCCUUUAUUUUUCCAAGUGUCAAGGAGGCAAUGCUGAGCUGCUAAAGUGUUACUGUCUAGCAUGCAUCCUCCCUUGCCUUAACAUCCCAGCCCCUGCUUGAAUGAUGUACAGGGCCGUCAUUUAAGGAUGGGCAAGCGAAGGAGCUAGUCAGGCUUUGGCACUUGAGCAGCUUAACCCUGCCUCCUUGACAUUUGGCUGAGAGAUAAGUUCUGCAACCACCAUCAGCUGGAGGAAAGGUACAGUUUGCUUUUAUACCCUAACAACUAUUCAACAGUGUCUGCAGCUCUUAGCAGCAAAUAGAGUUAACAGAUUCUCUUUAAGUUGAUGAGCACAAUAAAUAAAUUAGCUCUUAAGCAUUCUUCUCUUUAAUGAGUAAAAUAAGACACAUUUUCUUUCCUUCA
Molecule: messenger RNA, 3481 nt
Organism: Hyla sarda
Lineage: Eukaryota; Metazoa; Chordata; Amphibia; Anura; Hylidae
Gene: SACM1L
Product: SAC1 like phosphatidylinositide phosphatase
Exons: 20
Coding region: 145-1905 (586 amino acids)
Biological process (GO): phosphatidylinositol dephosphorylation
Cellular component (GO): endoplasmic reticulum
Molecular function (GO): phosphatidylinositol-4-phosphate phosphatase activity
Source: RefSeq, a predicted model, not a curated record